Messenger RNA from Ziziphus jujuba (common jujube), 1523 nucleotides. RefSeq lists its product as uncharacterized. The record is from RefSeq and is a predicted model, not a curated record. The coding region runs from base 256 to 1257 and encodes 333 amino acids. Gene Ontology annotation, biological process: post-translational protein targeting to membrane, translocation. The transcript has 6 exons. Gene Ontology annotation, cellular component: endoplasmic reticulum membrane; endoplasmic reticulum. NCBI's taxonomy places the organism in Eukaryota, Viridiplantae, Streptophyta, Magnoliopsida, Rosales, Rhamnaceae.
UUUUCAGAUUGUGUGAGAGAAUCAGAGCAAAGAGAGAGAGAGAGAGAGAUGAAGAAAUCGGGAGGAGUUGAGAAAAAGCGGGUUCGAAGGUCUUCAGGAGCUGUUCAAAACGGCGGCAGAGAUCCCAACUCCGACACUCCUCCUAGGGACCUUUGAGUUUAGAUAUAUAUGUAUAUUCCUCACUCUGAUAGCCCACUGGGCAGGCAUGGUUGAGGUCUGCUGGUAAUAUUUUCAGAAAUUUAAACGGCACGCAUCAUGCGGAAACAAUCUGCCAAGAAGGAUGUGUAUCAGGUUUUUGCAGAGAAGGUGAGAGACCAUAAGGAAUUGGUGUCCAGAUGGGCUGUUUUACAGGAGACCCGCGUGGAGUACUUUAGAGGAAAGGAUUUUACAAGCUUUUUGAGAAAUCAUCCUGAGCCCAAAGAUAUUCUAGAAUCAGAUAGAAAUUUAGAACCAGAAGAUAUUGCUAAUGCUUUAUUGAGAAAGAACCUUCUAGUGCGCUGUGAUCGGGUGGUGAAAACUGUUCGUCCUGGGAAGAAAAAGUUGUCUACAUGGCCUGCACAUUUGGAGAUCUUUGCAGACCAAGUAUUUUCUGAAAAUGAUGCCUUCUUUGCAUGGACAUUUGUCAAACAAAGACCUCUCUGGCAAACUCUCCUCUCUUUCUUUUGGCCUGUGUUGACUCUAGCAAUUUGCUUAUUUCCAGUGUAUCCCCAUCGGUGCAAGCUACUAAUACUGUAUUCGUGUGCGGGGCUCCUCCUGCUUUUCCUGUCUCUGCUUUUAUUGAGAGCUACAAUAUUUGGUGCUUUGUACAUCGUUAUUGGAAAGCGUGUUUGGUUCUUCCCUAACAUUCUAGCUGAGGAAGCAACUCUGCGAGAACUAUUCCGUUUCUGGCCUAAAAAAGAUGAGGAGGAAAGACCAAAGUGGACAACAAGGGUUUUCUAUGCAGUAGUGGCUAUUCUGGUCAUAUUGCUGCUAAGGCACCAUGCUCCUGAUGAGGCUGCUAGAGCCAGGUAUCAGAAGCGGGUAUCAAACAUAAUUGAUGAUGUCCUCGAGUGGAAUCCAAGACUAGCUCUAUCUGGAAUGAUGGAGAAGCAGCAAAAUGUUGUUAAUGCCACUGAACCCGAGACAGAUUUUGGGGAUGGGAGCAAAAUGAGUUCUGAAGAUGACAUAGGUUCGGAAACAGUCUCAGAGCAGCGUGAGGCAGAAGUUUCAGACAGCACAGAAGACAGUGAUCAACAUAAACAUCACCAUGAUAUAUAAUUAUAAUAUAGACAUGCAAUGCCUAGUGGAAUAGACCACAUUUUCUGGCUAUUGAUUUUGAGUGUAAAACCAUGUAGACAAUGAUAAUAAAGUAUGUUUAUUAAAAAUUAGGAAUUAUGUGCUUUUUCUUUUUCAGGAAUUAUGAAAGGUUUCUCCUGGCCGAAAAGGCUUUUCUUCUGGCCGAAGGACGUGUAAAUGUUUAUAUACAGGGAGGUUGUUGGUCUUUACACCCAUGAAUAUACGCAUUUAUUUCUCUGUGCCAAAAA